Messenger RNA from Eptesicus fuscus (big brown bat), 700 nucleotides. It is a transcript of the gene KLRF2, whose product is annotated as killer cell lectin like receptor F2. The coding region runs from base 58 to 675 and encodes 205 amino acids. Lineage: Eukaryota; Metazoa; Chordata; Mammalia; Chiroptera; Vespertilionidae. The transcript is spliced from 6 exons. The record is from RefSeq and is a predicted model, not a curated record.
UUAGCAGGAAUAUUCAUCCAACGCUGAAACUAUUCUCUAUUUUCUUGGUAAUAUCACAUGAAAAUAUUUGAGGAGAUGGAGAAUGAAGAUGGCUACAUGAGGCUGAAUUUCAAGGAUCGUUUUAAAUCCAGGCAGAGAUCUAAAGAUUUUGCCCUGAAUCUACAUUAUUAUGGCAUUUUGCUAGCAUUUGGAUCCAUCGGGAUCCUUAUUUACCUGAUGACAGUGAUUGGCCUGAACUUUUCAAAUGAAAAAAUGGAUUUCUCACAGAAUGUAAAUAUCAGCAGCCUAGCAGGAAAUAAUUAUAUAUGCCCAAAUGACUGGCUGCUGAAUGAAGGGAAGUGUUACAAGUUUUCAACGUUUCCUAAAACUUGGAAUGAGAGUCAGCGUGAUUGUUCAAAGCUCCAGGCACAUUUGCCGGUGAUUCACAAUUUGAAAGAGCUGGAAUUCAUACAGAAGAGUUUAAAACCUGGAUGUCCUAGUUGGAUUGGAUUAUACGUUAUAUCCCCAGGAAAGCAAUGGAUGUGGAUAAAUGAACACCCUCUUGUGGAACUAAAUCAUUUUUCGAUGAUUGGACCAACUGAUAGCAUGAGCUGUGCUGUCACAACAAGAAAUCAAGUGUAUUCUGAAGACUGUGGCUCCAAAUUUAAUGGCAUUUGCCAGAGAGAUGUUUCCUGAACAAUAAAAGCAAAUCUGUGCAUUU